Molecule: messenger RNA, 2205 nt
Organism: Fusarium sp. VM40
Lineage: Eukaryota; Fungi; Ascomycota; Sordariomycetes; Hypocreales; Nectriaceae
Source: the annotation of a GenBank genome assembly
AUGAGUGCACAGUCCUUCAUCCGAAACUCCAUACCUCUGCCUUGGCAUGUAUACGAGGGUGACGAAUACUUCUGCCGCUUCGCGCCGCGUAUCCAUCGCGAUGUUCGUCUCUCAGACGCUGGCUCGUGGCAGUGCCAGGUUGACUUUCUCAAGGCGAGUAAUGAGGCCAGAGCUGGAGCGAGUCGCAACAAGGACGUCCACAGCUAUGCCGUGGGCUGUAUUAACCCCGUGGUUGGCAAUUUCACGGCUCUAUGUGCUUGUGAAGCCCUGAGUGAGCGACUUGCUCUCACGACGUAUAUGGUUGAGUAUGCCUACAUUCAUGACGACGUUAUCGAGUACGCCGAGAACAAAGACGAGUCCAAGAAGCUUCAAGAAUCCAACGACCAGCUGAUGGAGGGUCUGACCCUGGGCGGAGACAUGGGCCGUGGCUCAAAGUCCAAAGACCAUGUCAAGCGCCGCCAAUUGCAGGCCAAAAUGGUCAUGGAGCUCAUGGAAGUCGACAAAGAACAGGCAAAGGAAACGCUGCGUCUCUGGAAGGAGAUGUCAGAAGUCUUUGUUCAGAUCAGAGACAUGAAGUUUACCACCUUAGACCCAUAUCUCAAGGUUCGUGUUGUGGACGCUGGAUGCCCGUGGACAAUGAGUCUUCUGUGCUUCUCUAUGGACUUCAAACUCUCGGUAGACGAGGAGCAGAAGACAGACCACAUCACCUCCGCCGCUUACGACUCCUGGGUCCUGGUGAACGACUACUUCUCCUGGGAGAAAGAAUGGAGCAACCACCACGCUAACGGAGCUACUGGCGUGAUAGCCAACGCAAUCUUCCUCUUCAUGAACUGGUACUCCAUCAGUAAAGAAGAGGGAAAGAAAAUGCUCCGCAAGGAAAUCAUCUCUCGCGAGAACCGAUAUUGCAAAUUGAAGGAAGACUUCCUUGCCAAGGGUCAAGCUACGGAGAAGACGCGCCAGUGGUUAGAGUUACUCGACCUUGUGACGGCGGGUAACUUCGCCUGGAGCAUGACCACUGCGCGCUAUAGAGCUGGCGCCGAGGAUGUGUAUCCGGCUCUGUGGAAGAAGUGUGCCGACAUGUCCGAGGAUGAAAGCGAAAGCCUCGGUCGUCCUAUCUCGGUCAAUGCUGCGGCUAUGGCGGACAAGAUUGAUGUCGUUCUUCAUGAUCGCAGAUAUCUUGAUCUCUCAACUCCGGAACAUAGACCAAAAGGAUCCGAAAGUACAAAUGAUGAUCACCCGCCUCGUGUUUGCGUGGAAACUGAAGAGCAGACGUCGCAGCUGAGGAAGACGUGGUCGAUACAUCAGUACGAAGAGAUGAUCCUACAGCCAUUGAAGUACUUGGAGAUGAUGCCUUCCAAAGGUUUUCGAAACGCGGUCAUUGACGGACUGGAAGUCUGGUACCAGGUUCCGGAGAAGUCUCUCAACGUUAUUCGCCACGUUAUUAAUCUCUUACACAGCUCUUCUCUGAUGUACGACGAUAUCGAGGACGAUUCUCCCCUGAGACGCGGAUACCCAGCAACACAUGUUGUGUUUGGUGUCAACCAGACCAUCAACACGGCCAGCCUACUUAUCAUAAAGGCUCUCAAAGCUGCCGAAGCUCUCUCACCUCGUGCCUCGCGGUUGUUGAUAGAUCUUCUCAUCGAGGGUCAUAUUGGUCAAGGCAUGGAUCUUUACUGGACGUAUCAUACUGCUAUACCUACAGAGGAGGAGUAUUUUACCAUGGUCGACGGCAAAACUGGUAGCCUUUUCACCCUUUUGGCUGAAUUGAUGCGAUGUGAAGCUACUAAGCACCGAAGUUUGGAUGUCACGCUGUUGAUGAAACUUGUCGGUCGUUUCUUCCAAGCCCGUGAUGACUACAUGAACCUUCAAUGCACCGAGUAUGCCGAGAAGAAGGGUUUCGCCGAAGACAUUGGCGAAGGCAAGAUCUCCCUGCCCCUCAUCCACGCCCUCGCGACCAAAUCACCCCAACAAGGCCGCUUGAUGAGUCUACUGCAGCAGCGCAAGUGCGGUAAAGGUCUUUGUCACGAGAUGCGAAAACUCGCAGUGGAUGAUAUCAAGGCCACGGGCGGGUUGGAGUAUGCCAAGAAGACAGCGGUUGGGCUGCAGGAGUCGGUCACCGAGACGCUGUCUAUGUAUGAGGAUAAGGUGGGAGAGAAGAAUUGGCUUUUGCGGCUGGCGCAGAAGAGGCUAGAGAUUGAGGAAUAG